Molecule: messenger RNA, 3174 nt
Organism: Papaver somniferum (opium poppy)
Lineage: Eukaryota; Viridiplantae; Streptophyta; Magnoliopsida; Ranunculales; Papaveraceae
Product: sugar transport protein MST3-like
Exons: 5
Coding region: 1-1884 (627 amino acids)
Biological process (GO): monosaccharide transmembrane transport
Cellular component (GO): membrane
Molecular function (GO): monosaccharide transmembrane transporter activity
Source: RefSeq, a predicted model, not a curated record
AUGGGGAAGUUCACUGGUAUCAACGUCAUCAUGUUUUACGCACCAGUCCUCUUUAAGACUAUAGGCUUCGGUGAUGAUGCAGCUCUUAUGUCUGCUGUCAUCACUGGACUCGUCAAUAUGUUUGCCACUUUCGUCUAUAUUUGCACAGUCGAUAGAGUAGGUCGAAGAAUGUUAUUCCUCGAAGGUGGAAUUCAGAUGCUUAUCUGCCAGAUCCUAGUAGGAGUCAUACUCGGCAUGAAAUUUGGAGUAGAAGGUGUUGGAUCCAUGUCGAAGUCGAGCUCAUAUCUAGUACUGGUUUUGAUCUGUGCUUAUGUUGCGGCGUUUGCAUGGUCAUGGGGACCCUUGGGUUGGUUGGUUCCAAAUACAAAGGAUUAUGGUGGGAAGAUUACCAUGUUUGUGCUUAUGACUUGUCUAGUGGCCGCAACCGGUGGUCUCAUCUUCGGUUAUGACUUGGGAAUUUCAGGAGGAGUGACGUCCAUGGAUGUUUUUCUGGAGAAGUUAUUUCCUUCAGUAUACAAAAAGAUGCAAGAUGAUACCGGUAGAACAAACCAAUACUGCAAAUUUGAUAGUCAGUUGUUAACAAGCUUUACUUCUUCUCUGUACAUUGCGGCUUUGGUUGCUUCAUUUGCUGCCUCUAUAACAACAAGAAUAUUUGGAAGAAAAGUUUCAAUGCUUACAGGAGGGAUUAUAUUCUUAAUUGGUUCGGCCUUAAACGGUGCUGCCACAAAUGUCACAAUGCUCAUCCUCGGACGAACAUUACUCGGUAUAGGUGUAGGUUAUGCCAACCAGUCUGUUCCAGUUUAUCUGUCCGAGAUGGCACCUGCAAAACUGAGAGGGGCCCUCAACAUGGGAUUUCAGUUAGCUAUCACAAUUGGAAUAUUGGCAGCAAACCUAGUGAACUACGGUACAGCCAAGAUCAAGGGUGGAUAUGGAUGGAGAGUUUCAUUGGCUCUGGCAGCUGUACCAGCAAUCAUAAUGACUGUUGGUGCCAUUUUCCUUCCGGACACCCCAAAUUCACUCCUUGAAAGAGGUCAUCAAGAGAAGGCUAAAACUAUGUUGCAGAAAAUCCGAGGAAACCAAGAGGUCGAAGAAGAAUAUCAAGACCUUAUUGAGGCAAGCGAGGCAGCAAAGAAGAUUGAACAUCCAUGGAGGAACAUAUUGCAGCCAAGAUACAGGCCUCAGCUUAUCAUGUCCAUUAUGAUUCCAUUCUUCCAACAGUUCACCGGUAUUAACGUCAUCAUGUUUUAUGCACCAGUCCUCUUUAAGACUAUAGGCUUAGGUGAUGAUGCAGCCCUUAUGUCUGCUGUUAUCACUGGACUCGUCAAUAUGUUUGCCACUUUUGUUUCUAUUGGCACAGUUGAUAGAGUUGGUCGAAGAAUGUUAUUCCUUGAAGGUGGAAUUCAGAUGCUCAUCUGCCAGAUCUUAGUAGGAGUCAUACUCGGCAUGAAAUUUGGUGUAGAAGGUGUUGGAUCCAUGUCCAAGUCGAGCUCCUAUCUAGUAUUGGUCUUGAUCUGUGCUUAUGUUGCGGCAUUUGCAUGGUCAUGGGGACCCUUGGGUUGGUUGGUUCCAAGUGAAAUUUUCCCUCUAGAGAUCAGAUCAGCAGGACAAGCCAUCAACGUAUCAGUCAACAUGUUCUUUACCUUUAUCAUUGCCCAAGUAUUCCUUACCAUGCUUUGUCACAUGAAGUUUGGUUUAUUCUUCUUCUUUGGCGGCUUCGUCUUGAUAAUGACUCUCUUCAUUUUCUUCUUGUUGCCUGAGACGAAGAAUGUACCAAUUGAAGAAAUGAAUAACAUAUGGAAAAAACAUUGGUUCUGGGGUAAAUACAUCCCAGAUGAUGCUAUCAUUGGUGUCCACCACACAUCCACUAAGGUUUCCGAUCACUGAUCAUAGUAUCGCAAUGUCAACCUACGUGCUUUUGGUGGAUUCAACUGCUUUGGUUCCAUAUUUUCAAGUCUAGCUCUGGCAAUAGCAGUUCUUGCAAGCAAUUGACUGUACAUAGAAGUUGAAACUUGAAUAGACAAAAAAAUAGUGCAGUUGAAAGCAAUAUAAAAGAUCUGAGCGGUCAGGACUAGGUAUCGGCUAUCUAUGUCAGGCCACACGAGAUGUACAUUCUGUUGAUUUGUAUUUUUUUAUUCUCAUAAGUUUAGUUGGACAUCAUCUCAGACUUAAUUGUUGUCAAAGAUUUUAUCAACUGAAUACAACGAGUAGCUACUUUUCUUUCAAAUGCAACUGACCAAUUAUCAUUACAUCAUGUACGUUGACUUGUCGAUUUCAGUUCAAAAUUCCAAUAACUCUACCCAAACCAUAAUAAUUCCCAUGGUGAUAUGACAUAAUUUUAAGGCUUGGGUUUGAAUUCCUAAAUCCCACCAGUUAUUGACGUUCAUGUCAUAGAUUUAUGGUUGUUCCUAAAAAGUUCAUACAGAAGAAACGUAGCAUAACUUCUGUUCAGGGCCUUUCGAGUUUAUUUCCUAUGAAGACCAUUUUCACAUUUAUGACAUAACCCCCUACUGAUUGAUUUUCAUUUGGUGGAAAGUCAACAACCAAACACCUAUGUGAAGUCAAGCAUACAACUAGUACUUACACAGUUACAUUCACCUACAAAACUUGGUUGUUUACGCAGACAUCAGUGUACACAGAAUCGAAUGUGAAUUCAACAUACAGACAUAAAACUCUUAUCUCCAAAGUGUGCAUGUCUAAUAUGGUACACCAGUUCAGACCUAUUGUUCUGUGUAGCUUAUUUUAAUUAUAAAGUAAUCUCUAAGACUUUAGCCACCCAAAUUAAGCCUUGGAUGGAUAAGUUGAUUUUCUUAAAUCAAAGCGUGUUUGUCCCAGAGACAAAUAUAUAUCUGAUUGUGUCAUGUUAGCCCAUGAGAUCAACCUUGCUGCUCUUAAACUAAGAUUUUUGAUAAGCAGGAGUUAUCAUUUCUUACAAAUCCAUGGCUAGACUAGUCUUUAAUGCCAAAUGGUGUCAAACAAUAAGUAACUACUUUCUACUGUAUCUUUUUAUCAUGCUACAUGGUGCCCUCUAUGACCACUUUACACCUGAAAGCAGGCAAAGACAAGCAGACCACACACCUUCGUAUCUCUACAUCCUAUGUGUUGAAGCUUCCUCAUCUCACUUAUUGGCCCUUAAAACCUCUGAUUUUAUCCACGGUGUUAAAGUGUGUAUAUAUG